This is a messenger RNA of Paramecium primaurelia, 771 nucleotides long. The record is from the annotation of a GenBank genome assembly. NCBI's taxonomy places the organism in Eukaryota, Ciliophora, Oligohymenophorea, Peniculida, Parameciidae.
GGAAAUGAUAUAAAAAGAGUGUUAUUAUGUGACACUUGGCAUAAGUAGAACAGCUACUCCUGAAGAAAUAAAAAAAUAAUAUAGAAAAUUAGCAUUGCAAUGGCAUCCUGUAAAGAUUUUAUAAGAUUAUAGGAUAAAAAUCCAGAAAAUAAAGAGAAGGCUUAAGAAAUGUUCAAACAAAUAGGAGAAGCAUAUACAGUUCUAUCUGAUAUAGAAAAAAGAAAAAUUUAUGAUCAAUAUGGUCAUUAAGGGUAGAAUAUUAUUAUUAGUAUUUUUAUAGAAUGGAAGAAUAAAUCCAUUAACAUGAAGAAGAUGGCGAUUUUGCAUUCUUUACAUUUGAUCCUUUUGAGAUAUUUAAUAAUUUCUUUUAUUCUGGAGAUGUUUUAUUUGGAUCAGAUGAUGAUGAAUUUAUAAUUUUUGAGAAUAGAAGAAAAAAGAAAUAGAAAAAUAAGAACAGGAACUCUGUUUUUGGAUCUAUGAUUAAUAAUUUCAUUGAUCCUCCAUUUUUUGAUAAUCAUUAGACUGGUUAUUCAAAAUCAAUAACAUCAACUACAUAAUUUAUGUAUAAAUUAUUUAUUCAUUAUUAGAAAUGGUAAAUAAGUUACUGUAACUAAAGAGACAAUUAAAAAUGGAAAUAAAACUACUGUAAUAGAAAAAAGAAAUGAAAAUGGCAAAAUAACAUAGAAAAAAUAUGAAAUACAAGAUAAUUAAAGAAGACCUUAAUUACAAUAUGAAUAAUAAAAAAAAAAGAAAAAAAAUAAAUAACAUUGA